Molecule: messenger RNA, 680 nt
Organism: Castor canadensis (American beaver)
Lineage: Eukaryota; Metazoa; Chordata; Mammalia; Rodentia; Castoridae
Source: RefSeq, a predicted model, not a curated record
AACAACUCUUUAGAUACCAUGAAGAUGAUGAGGUCAACAAGAGUACUUCAGAGAAGAAUGGGAAAGAAAUGUCAGAACAGACAUUACAGAAGGUCAUUGAGUUGGAAAAUCGGCUAAAAUCUUUUGAGAAAAGUUCAAGAAAAUUUAAAAAAGAGAAUAAAAAAUUAAUGAAAGAAAAUGAUUUCCUGAAGUUCCACUUAAAACAACAUCAACAAGAUGCAGAGACCAGAGAAAAAGAGCUAGAACUGCUAGUUAAGAGGAGUAAAGAUGCAGAAAAAGACAAAACUGAACUUCAAGUAAAAAUCAGUGAGCUGGAGAAAGAAGUCACUUCCCUAAGGAGACAGGUGGCAGAAGCUAACACACUGAGAAAUGAAAAUGAAAUGCUGGUGAAUCCAGUGGAGAAAUCGCACCAUUCAGCAGACAAGGCUAAAUCUGAGAUGGCCACCACAGAAGUGAAAUCUGGACAGUAUGAAUGUAAGACUACCACUACCAAGGUAAAAUUGAAAGCAGCAAAGAAAAAGUACUCUGUGGGUCGUCACCACAUGGUUCUUAAUCACUCCAUCAAGGUUAUGAGCAAUGUGUUUGAGAACCUCAGUAAGGAUGGCUGGGAGGAUGUGAGUGAAAGCAGGUAAGACUUUCAUUAACUUAGCUCUGUGGUGGGGACACUGUGCAUAUGUAAA